Xiphophorus couchianus (Monterrey platyfish) is the source of this 5073-nucleotide messenger RNA. RefSeq names its product AKNA domain containing 1 (gene aknad1). The transcript is spliced from 22 exons. The coding region runs from base 453 to 4151 and encodes 1232 amino acids. The record is from RefSeq and is a predicted model, not a curated record. Lineage: Eukaryota; Metazoa; Chordata; Actinopteri; Cyprinodontiformes; Poeciliidae.
GACACGCCUUUUACUUCUGUUUUUUGACAAAUGCUGUCUUGUUUAUAAUGUAGAGAAGAUACGUUCACAGUAACGAAGAUAUUUGUGUGGAUAAUGUAACAAUGUCAACGGCUCAAAACUCCCCCAGCUUGUUAAAACUCACAACUUAAUAGUCAGCAGAAUGUUGGACAAAGUUUCACCAGCGUUACCAAUAGCAACCAGACCCAGCUUCUGUUCCUCCUGGCCCAGACGGUCAGCGUUGCCGUGUUGAGCUACAUUAUUAAUGAUACCACAGAAACUCAACCUAACCGAGAAGUUAUGUGACAAGGAAGAAGGGAAGAGACACUGCAGCAGGUUUUAAGAGUAGGAGCAAAUGUUACUCAACCACAGCUAAAGCCACUCCGGAGAAGGAGCAGCCCAGGACCACAGUGAGUUACCAGCAAAACCAGAAGAAAACAGAUGAAAAAUGCCUGAUGGAGGGGGACUCUGAGGAUGAGGACAUUCAGGGAGAGGACAAACCCACUGUGCUGUGGGAGAGGUGCAUUCAGCAGAGCAUCUUAGUUGAGCUCAGUGAGGAUGAGAGUAUUCACCUAAGUGAUCUAGAGAGCUCUUUAGCUUUACACGUAUCCCAAGCAGAAUCAGCUGCCUCUGAAGCAAGCAUUCAUCUCAGUGGAAGUGCAGAGCUGUCAGCAUUAGAAGAAUCCUCCUCAGAGAGCAAUGUUGAUAGGAGUAAUAGUGUAAAUGCUGUCGAAAACAAAAAUAAAAGCAUUACGUUGCAUCUGUCGGCCCAAAGACCUAACACCAUUCGCGAUGAGCCACCCUCCAAACCGGGGAUUGAAGACCCAGGACAAGACACCAGUGAUGAGGAUCAUGAAGAUCUUCCUUAUGAUGAGGAUCUCAGAAGCUCGUACUUAAACCAAACAUCUAGUCCUUCUGGAAACUCUGAUGGAGGAAAAACUGUUCCUGGAAGCCCAGAUUCUCCUGGUCCGCUUGAGAAAGAUAAGAAUACCAACACUAAACCUGCGGAGUCUCUUAACGCUACCAAUCAAAUUGAGAUUGCUCUUCCUACAGACAUUACCCAUGUCUUGCUGCGACACUUCUCUCAGGGGGAGUUGCUCGGACUAGAAAGGCUGAUUGAGGCAGAGACCUUGCCAGAGGUGUCUCUGCUGGAAAGCGUGGACGACUCCAUGUUUAGCUUGGCUGCAACAACCACUACACCAGGAAAUUUCUGCUGUAAAAGUGAAAAUACUCUAGAAAUUGGUCAAAAAGGAUCAAAGAAUGAAUGUUUAGAAGAAAAAACUGAAAAGAAAAUUGAUGAUUUUGCUUCAGUUGCAACUGAGGAAAACGUGUCCAGCUCAGGAAGUAUAAACCAGAACAGAGGGAAUGACUCUGCAAAUGAAACUGAGCAAAACAAGACAAGAGAGGAUGAUCGGAAUCAGAGAGUCCCUCUCAUUCGCACUAGGUCCUUCUGUGAGAUGAAGUAUGGCCAGGGACAAGUUCAUUACCGUCUCCCAGAUUUCUCCAAGGUGGCCCCGAAAGUAAAAAUCCCUAAAACUCCAAGUGGACCUGUGAGACCAGUUCCCCCAAACCCGAACACCAUUCACAGAGCCCAGUCUUCUCCUGGUAUGUUAGAGUUGAUCAGCAGAGUCCUGGAGGACUCGAUCCCACCAGCAGAGUUGCCCUACAUCUUUGAAGACAGUAAAAACCAACCUCCACCAGCAAUGGUGCAUCACCUGAGGACUGAACAUGACAAAUUACUGACCAGAUAUGUAGAUUCAGUGAACCUUAUAGAAGUAAUGGUACCAAAACCAAAUAUUCGUCCACCCUCAGAUGAAGCUGAGAAGCAACUUAAGAUUGGUGUAGAGACUCAUCCCAAAUACUUGGCUUCUCCCCUUCCGCUGUCAGAAAACUUUAUUGAGAAAGAGAGUGAAUCGACUCGGCACACAAUAGUCAAGAAAGCAACCAGAGUUUUAUCCAACCAGCAUCAGGAUAAUCUUAGUGAUGGUGAGAGAUUAACUGCUGAGCUGAGAGAGAUCAUCAUCCAGUUUAUGCAGAAGGUUGAAGAAUUCAAAUGUAAUGUUACUAAUAUGGCUGUAAGCACAGCUGAGCAACAAAUGAUGCUGAGGAGCAUGAUGGAGGCGCAGGAUGAGCUUGAAAGGAAAUACAUCAGUAAGAAGGACGAGCACAGAGCUCUGGAGAUGCAGAACUAUAUGGGUCUAUCCAGAAACACUGGCACUUUUGACCCAGACAGACUAAUAGAGGGAGACAUAUUCAGGAUAGGGAUGCACCUAGAGGACAUAAAGGAGGUCAUUGACAGAAACACGUAUGAACAGAUUUCUCCACCCCACUCGUCCUCCACUCCCACGACCACCACUGUCUCGCUGCAUGAGAAGCCCGGUUCACUUUCCUUUCACACAAGUUCGCCUCCACCUGCACCUUCCCUGCAUGAGGGGGAAAUUGCAGGCUUUUCCACUGAGAGUUGCAAAGACGAUGCACAGAAAGACCACAGUAACCAAAGAGAAGUUGAAGACUCCACAGAGGAGCGUGUGAAUGGUGGAUUUAACCAAAGCUGGGAGAUCAGGACCGCUGACCCUUUAAAGGAAACUGUCAAGCAGCCCAUCAGCAAUUCCCACGGCCUGCUGGGCUCGGUACACAGACUGCACUGUCAGACAGCAGAAGAUGAGCAGGAGACAAUUUUAACUUAUCCGAGUGGAAGCAAAUGUGCUUCCACUCGGAUAAGACUGCCUCUGUGGACCCCUGACAGCUCUGACUUGAAUACAAGCAGUGAAUGUGAUCUGGGUGAUUGUGUGUGUCCGGCAGCGGCGCGCUACUGUUCUUCUCAUCCUCCCAGAGACUCAGACAGCCGCAGCAUCUCACAGCCCGCGGUCAACACCUCAUGUCUGUCACAGCGGAUAUCUAGUCCAGAGACAGACAGUGGAUUUGGAAGCUCCUAUCUGAAUCAGUCAGCCACUGAAGCAUUUCAACCAAAUGUCCUGACAGGAAGCAUUCACUCCAAGUGUGACGACCUAAACAACUCAGACAGUGAAGCUUCCUGCUCCAACCUGGAAACAACUAUCCACACAGUCGCCGUGGCUACCAACUCAUCCAUCAAAACGCUGCACUGUGAAGCAGGUGCAGCUGCAGUGGAGUUGUGGGUGGAGAACACCACCCAGGAGCCGUCAGUCAGGCUGCAGAGGACUGACCAAAUACGUCUUGCCCACAUACCUGAGCCAGCUUUCAGGACCUCCAUGGACACUGGAGACAAACACACUCCUCUGAACUCCUGUUCUUGCAACAGCGAGGCCAUCCUGGCCUUGCAGACAGAGGUAUCAAAGUUAAAGAAGGACCUGGAGCAGGGGUUGGUACAGCUACCCCACUUGGCACAGAGGAUGGACUACCUCACUUCAAAAUACAGACAGGAAGAUUCAGACCGCACAUCUAACAUCCAAACUCACACACCAGCUUCAAAAAAUUUAGGGAAGUCGAGCAGCAGAGGGAGGAGUAACCUCACAUCCAGUCUAGAGAGAAUAGAUGACUGGAUUUCCUCAGACAUGGAACGAAGCAAGAGCAAAGACAGCGGUGGUGGAAGCUGCUCUGAGAUAAUGAUGCAAUUUCCUGAUUCACCUGUGGGAGGAGUAUUUUCCACAUCUGAGCUUCAAGACAAACUCCAGCACACAAGAGGUACUGUAGGAAUCUCUGGUUUAAAAGCACAGAAUGAGCGUCGUGUGAAGCAAAGGCCACAAGUCAUCAAGAGUUUUACCUCUAAAGAGAGGUGGUCUCCCUCUCUCCAGAAGCCCCUCCUUCAGGUCAACUAUGGCUCCUCCUGCAGCCUGCCAGCCAGCUAUAAAGUGAGAGAGCCACAGUUGCUGUCCACAUCCUGUCACAGAAAACACUCCACUCAGUCAGACACUGCACUUCUGCCCAGCAAUGUGUAUUUUCAGCAGACUCUGUCUCCAGUCUCUGUUCCUCCCAGGGCGACCAGCAGACGCAGAGGCAAAAAGGAGGAAGACAUGAACAGGACUCUGGACCAGGCCAUUGAAGUUGCUCGCAUCAUGAAACGGACCACAGAUCGUAUAGCCAGGAAACUUUCUGCUGACUUAGCCAAGGCACAGCUGCACAAGAAAAUUUACAACACGCAACCGCUAGGGGGCAGAAAACACCACACUCCCUAAAUGUCAUCACAUUUCACUGAUCUUCUGUAAUACAUUGUAUGGGGAUCCUUUAGUGCCACAAUUCAGUAAAUAAAUGAGACAUUAAAUAAAUAUUCAUAUACUUGAUAGUAUAAAUGAAACUAAAAAUAUUAAAUGUUAAAUACAAAAAUACAUUCUGUAAAAUUAGUUAAAUAUUUCAAUUAUUUAUUUUCAAAAGAAAUGGCAAAUAUUAAGUGCAAAUUAAAAUUUACUGUGUGUCAAAAACAAAUGUCAAUAUUUAUAAACUUUUUUCAAUAGCCCUCCUGUGUUGCAGACAGCACAUGGUCAACUUAUAGAUUAGUUAAACUUCUGUGCAGGUUAACCGAUCAAACAACUAAUUAUAUAAUUUUUAACUUAGUGAGUUUCAGUUUAAUUUACCAGUUUAUUUAACUGUUUAUUUCAAUUUUGUUUUAAUAGAGAUUUGUGUAAGUGUUAAUUUUUAAUUUCUUAAAUAUAUUUAUCGCAGUUUUAUUUAAACUUUCAUAUGUAUGAAUAUUUAUUUAAUAAAAUAUGUUAUAGAUUGUGGUAUGUUUGGGCCUCAAUACAAAAGACUCAGGUAACAUGCAUCGAAAAAACUGUUUUGAUGGGUUUUUUGUAAAAAUGCAUCAGUUUAUUGUUUUCUUCUUUAAACAGUACAUAUUUAUUAAUGUCUGAAAUUGAUUUCUUCUUUUCGGACAUCAGUUUGUUUAUAUGUAAAUCCUAUGUGAGUUUUUAUAUAACAUGUGGUUCAUAUUUAUUACUCAGAAAGAUGCAUUUAUUAACCUAUAUGUUCUGCAGUUUGUAAAUUUGUCCUGAUAUUUCAACUCACAACAAUUUCUCACAAUCUUAUAAGAUUAUUCUAUAGAAUAAACUUUAUAUUGUGACAUUGCUCGAUUGUCCAUACAGUGUAGUUACAUAAAACCUU